Messenger RNA from Gambusia affinis (western mosquitofish), 766 nucleotides. RefSeq lists its product as uncharacterized. Gene Ontology annotation, biological process: response to bacterium. The record is from RefSeq and is a predicted model, not a curated record. Lineage: Eukaryota; Metazoa; Chordata; Actinopteri; Cyprinodontiformes; Poeciliidae. The transcript has 4 exons. Bases 35 to 766 code for a protein of 243 amino acids.
UAACUGUAGCAUUGAGUUGAUAAAUGCCCUCAAUAUGUACGCUGUCUUUUUCAUCCUGCUGAUGCUCCAAGUUGAAUAUGCUGAGAACUUUGUGAUAACAACUGUUGCUGUUGGAGAAAAUGUGACUUUCUCUUGCAAACGACAUUCAUCUGGUGGUGUUGGAUCCCUCUUUUGGAUAAGAGUCAUCCCUGGAAAAAUGCCUGAUAUAUUAGGCUCAACAUUUAAUUUUGAUUAUCCUGCUUCAAACACAUAUUCUCGCAUUUCAACAAAACAAGAACCUGGGAGUUUUGUUCUUCAUUUAACAAACGCAAGGCUAAGUGACACAGCAUUUUAUUUUUGCUUAAGGACGCAACAACACCACCUUACUUUCCUGAAUGGAACAUUUCUCAGAGUAAAAGAAUCAGAACCUGAUGUUACUGCAGUCACUCAAGACUCUUUAUCUGAUGCAGUUUAUGAAGGGGAUUCCGUGAGUCUGCAUUGUUCAGUUCUCUCUUACUUAGAAAAGAAAACAUGUCCCGAGGAACGCAAAGUGUUCUGGUUCCGAGUCUCUUCACCACAAUCACAUCCCAGUUUAAUUUAUGCUCAAAAUGAGGGUGAUGGUAAAUGUGAAGAAAAUCCCGAGUCUCAGUCUGGACAGACUUGCGUCUUUAACUUUGUGAAAGACAACAUCAGCUCCUCCGACACUGGAACCUAUUACUGCGCUCUGGCUGCAUGUGGGAUGGUAGUUUUUGGAAAUGGCACGAAACUGGAGUUUAAAGAGAAGUGA